CGAAUACACACAUUACACGACCCCCUCCCUUUCUCUCUCGUCUCUCUAUUCUACUCUUCUACAACAAAUAUGGCCGCUAAAUCGGAUGGUGCAGCCGUCUCCUUACAAAACGAAAUUAAGCCUGUGUGCCAACCAGGACCCGAGCACCGUUCGCCACAGCAUCAUCUCGCCGGGAAGCGGUACUCGGUUCUGGACUGCUGCUGGACACUCUGUGCCCUUUUGGUCUUUUUCUCGGAUGGUGCCUCCGACCUGUGGCUGGCGGCUGACUAUUUCCUGAGGCGGAACUACUGGUGCUUCGCCCCGACGCUAGUUUUUGUGGUGGUCCCAUCCCUGGUAGUUCAAGUGCUCAGUUUCCGAUGGUUCGCCUACGAUUUCUCUGACACCAAUGGAAGCGAUACGGCUGCAGCCGCGGUGGUGGCGGCAUCUGGUGCGGAAAGCCAUUUCAGCACCAAGGGCAGCGAUCAGCAGGGCGCUGGCCGCUCCGCUGCGGCUGAGGCACUGCCUGCCACAGGCACUCGAACCAGGGCACAGAGCUGCUGCAGAGCCUGCGUGUGGCUGUUCCAAAGCCUGGUUCAUAUCUUACAGUUGGCUCAGGUUUGGAGGUACGUCCACGCACUGUACUUGGGCGUGCAAAGCCGCUGGCGUGGGGACCAUGAGCGGCGCCACUACUACUGGCGCCUGAUGUUCGAGAGCGCCGACAUCAGUAUGCUGCGGCUGCUGGAGAUCUUCCUCAAGAGCGCCCCCCAGCUGGUACUGCAGCUCUGCAUCAUGGUACAGGCCAACCAGGUCCUGCCCCUGCAGGGCCUCUCUGCCUCUGCGUCCCUGAUCUCACUGUCCUGGAUGAUGGCCUCCUACCAGAAGGCCCUGCGCGACUCCCGCGACGACAAGCUGCCCAUGAGCUACAAGGCAGCGGUGGUGCAGAUGCUGUGGCACCUCUUCACGGUGGGCGCGCGCACCAUCGCCUUCGCCCUGUUCGCCUCCAUCUUCCAGCUCUACUUCGGCAUCUUCAUCGUGGCACACUGGUGCGCCAUGACCUUCUGGAUCAUCCAGGGCGAGACCGACUUCUGCAUGUCCAAGUGGGAGGAGAUCAUCUACAACAUGAUGGUGGGCAUCAUCUACGUGUUCUGCUGGUUCAGCGUGCGCGAGGGUCCCACACGCUGCCGCCUGGUGCUCUACAGCCUCAUCGUGCUGGCCGAGAAUGUGACGCUGACCGCCGCCUGGUUCCUGUACCGCGGCUCGCGCACCUCGGACUUCUACGCCGUGGUGGUGGUGUGCGUGGUGGCCUGCAGCUACGCGCUGGGAACCUUCUUCAUGUUCGUCUACUACUGCCUGCUGCACCCAGACGGGGCCGUGACAGGAGGCGUGCUCGGCUGCUGCAUGGUGGAGGACGCGUCGGUGGCACCCAUGGAGCCAAUCGUGGUGGCGUCGCCGGCCUCCGGGCCACCGCCGGACCUGGUGAGCAGCCCGCCCAGGACCCUGCAGAGGACUAAAGGUGGGGAUCAGGGCCAUGGCGGAGGGGAGGGCGGUGGGGGGGACGUCUUUCAGGUGCGGCCGGCACCGGGCGCAACCCGCACCCCGGCCCCGCGCCUCACGCCCAGGACAGAGGGGCCGGUGAUCCGCAUCGACCUACCCAGAAAACGGUACCCGGCCUGGGACGCCCACUUCAUCGACCGCAGGCUGCGCAAGACCAUCCUGGUGCUGGAGAGUGCCGCGCCGGUCACACCCCGGAUCCAGUACCGCUGCCUGGGCACGCCCAAGGAACUGAUGGAGUACGAGACAACAGUGUGACUAACAGACGGGCUUCUCUAUUGCCCUCCGAGCCUCCUGCCGGCCCUUGCUGUGGCUUGUAGCCGCCGCAUCAAACCAGGGCUUAGGGCCUCCGACCCUGUAGGAGAUAGGAGGAAAAGUAAAAGGGAGUGUUAUAUAGAUCGAGGAUAGCCGCUUGGCUAAUGCUAAAACACACACAGGGUGGUGCUGACACUUACUGACAGUAGCGUCUAAGAGUGUCCUGAUGUCGUGUUCUGUUUUGAUGCACCACUGUAUAGUUGGGUACCUAUGAAUAAUACUGACAUCUAUGGGCAAGGUCAAAGGUCAAAGAUGAUCAGUUGUUAAACCUUGGUAAUCUGCUUCUGUCACCCCAAUUGGAAUUUUCAGUGAAGGGGUGUUAAUAAAUAAGAUCAGAGUUAAAUCUUACAUGAUGGUGUUAAAAAAGCCAUUGUAGAGAAAAAAAUGGAUGUUUAACACUAGUCUUCUGGCAGCUAGUGUCAACAGCCAUAUACCAGAAAUAUGCUCUCUGAUAAGCCUCAGUCUACGACUUCAAGUUAUCAGUCAUAUAAUUUCAUAUGUGGAAGCACAGGACUAUCAAAUAAGGCCUUAUGAAGUCCUUAUAUAGGGCGACUCUUGCGAUGUGUCGAUGGAGAAACAAAGCACACAUGACGAUGAAGGUAGACGCCAAAACAUCAGAGUGGAGUUUGGGCAGUCAGACUUGUGAUAUGAAGUGAUGUCAAGCUAUGUUAGCAGUGUUGCUGAAACAAAAUGUUUGGUAGGACAUUUUAAGAUGAACAAAAUAGAUUGAGUUGUAAACUGACCUGUCCUCUGUAGCAAUGCAGAUAUCAGUGUAUGUUUACAUGUUUACAUACAGUUCUUAUUUUGCUUUUUUUAGGAUAAGCCCCAUGCUUCUCCAUAAAGUAUGCCUUCAAGUUUGAACAGUGUAUGCUAUUUCAUAUAGUCCAAAAGAGCUGCGCAAUAAAAGAAACAAAAAAUCAUUUUGCAAAAGUGAAAUUCUGCUACCAUAGUUUUGAGAAGUAGAUGUUAUUACCUAAGAGUGAUGCUGAAAAACUGUUUCAGGAUUUCUUUUUUUUUUUUGGUUUUAUUUCCAGUUUCAUUAUGACUCAUUUGGGUCAUAUGACAUAUUGUAAAAAAUAGUGGCUAUUGUGAAUAAGACUAAUGAUU
This is a messenger RNA of Alosa sapidissima (American shad), 2952 nucleotides long. RefSeq names its product XK related 5-like (gene xkr7a). Gene Ontology annotation, biological process: phosphatidylserine exposure on apoptotic cell surface; engulfment of apoptotic cell; apoptotic process involved in development. Lineage: Eukaryota; Metazoa; Chordata; Actinopteri; Clupeiformes; Clupeidae. The record is from RefSeq and is a predicted model, not a curated record. Gene Ontology annotation, cellular component: plasma membrane. Bases 70 to 1788 code for a protein of 572 amino acids. The transcript is spliced from 3 exons.